AUGCCCGUAAGACAUCCCCCGCUUGGUUUUUUUGUCAAGUUCCAGUAUGAGGCCGUGUACGCGACGCCCAGAGUUCCCCGGCUUGUCACAGAUCUGUUCAUUAUCGACGCUCUUUUUCUGAUGCAAGCAUUGGCUGUGCUUGCUACUUGGUUCGGUAUCUCGAUCUUGUGUCUCCUACUACUGACCCACUGCCGAUCGCAUCCUGUGGGCAGCUGCAGGGGCUUUGUUUCAAAAGCUCACGCUGGCAUUCGCAGUCAUAGCUUUACACCCCUGACAGCACCACGAACCAUGCGAAGAUUUUGUGCCUCUCCGGAGCCCGCCGAUCUCAGUCGCUCUGUUCAAGCUGGUACCCCUCGAAUAGUGGAUUUCUGUCUUAGACUCCUAAGUCCCCUAGGCCUGUCUACCCCAUCGCCCCCUCCUCGAGUUUCCCCGGCGACUACUCUGAGCUCUGGCGACGAUCUGGCGACGAACGUAACUCUUUCAGAGACGGCUUCUGUAUCGGGCGAACCUUGUCUUGCUGUCGUGCCCUGUACCCCACCAUCUGCUGAUAGCCCGGCGGAGCUAGAUCCUUCACUGUCUGUCACGCGGGCAAGGGUUGUUCAGCCCCCAUCUUCCACGUUAAUUCCCACGGCUAGACUACCCUCACAGGCCCUGACAGAUGACUGCCUCCAGAGUCAGGCAAUAAUCCCACCAUCGAUCGACAUCUCGCCAAGUGGACGCGAUCGGUCCCGGCCUACCAGUAUACCACCUCAUUGUCCCACCGACGAAACUGCUCAGGAUGUCGAUCAUUUGGACCCUCCUUCGGAUCAGUUACCUGCGGUAAAGCCUUUACCUUUGGACGAUCUUACCCCUGGUCGCGGCCGAGUCCCAACCUUCCUUCAAAUCGCAGACGCACCCGCACCUUUGAAACCCGUAGACAAAGGAAAUGGCAAGGUUAAGACUGCGCCUGCUAGCGACUCUGGCAGAGUCGCGUCGUCUUCUGGACUUCCUGUCGAGGAGAAGACCCCGAGAGGUAAGGGCAAGCAAAAGCAGUCUACUCGCCAGUCCAGUCGUCGAGGCCGUGUGGCGCCCUUGCCACUCGCAUCCGAAUCUCAAGACAAGAAUAUUGGAAACACCGUGCUCUGGAUGAGGAAGAAUAAGAAGGGCAACCCCCGUGUUGGUCGAGAAGGCGAACAUGCGAGGCAGGAAUCUGGAUUGAAAGCUUAA
Messenger RNA from Phanerochaete carnosa HHB-10118-sp, 1206 nucleotides. RefSeq lists its product as uncharacterized. The record is from RefSeq and is a predicted model, not a curated record. Bases 1 to 1206 code for a protein of 401 amino acids. Lineage: Eukaryota; Fungi; Basidiomycota; Agaricomycetes; Polyporales; Phanerochaetaceae. The transcript has 4 exons.